This is a messenger RNA of Oreochromis niloticus (Nile tilapia), 17399 nucleotides long. Its product is annotated as insulin receptor substrate 1-B. The record is from RefSeq and is a predicted model, not a curated record. Bases 372 to 3866 code for a protein of 1164 amino acids. Gene Ontology annotation, molecular function: phosphatidylinositol 3-kinase binding; insulin receptor binding. Gene Ontology annotation, biological process: insulin receptor signaling pathway. The transcript has 3 exons. Lineage: Eukaryota; Metazoa; Chordata; Actinopteri; Cichliformes; Cichlidae. Gene Ontology annotation, cellular component: cytosol; plasma membrane.
UGGUGAAUACAGAGUGGCUAUGGGCAACCUCAGACAGGUGGAGGAGACGUCCUUAAGCAGCUGAACCGCACCGUGGUUGGACUUGGGGACUGGGCUGGGCUGCGGGACGAGCGGCGGUGGACGCUGUGCACGCUCGGUGCGCGGAUCCUCCUGCGGCUGCUGGAUUCACAAUAUGAUACCAAACCCAAAACAUGCUUUGGCUUGGCUGAUUCUCCCCAUCCUGCGCCUCCUCACACAUGCUGGACACUUAAACGUGAACGCGGGGAGGACGAGGCAUGUAGUUGGGAUGGAUAAAUGAGGAAUACGCAUGGACAUUAUUUUUCCCCCCGAGAAUAAUUGUUUAUAAUAACCAUCGCUCGCCUGCUUUGGCAAUGGAGAACCAAGCAGCCGAGCCGCAGAACUAUGAAGAUGUACAGAAAAGCGGGUAUCUCCGCAAGCAUAAAUCAAUGCACCGGCGAUUUUUCGUGCUGAGGGCGGCCUCGGAGCAUGGUCCCGCUCGACUUGAGUACUACGAGAACGAGAAGAAAUUCCGCAGUAAAUCACCUGUGCCCAAAAAAGUCCUGAACCUGGAGACUUGCUUCAACAUCAACAAGCGGGCAGAUUCGAAGAACAAGCACAUGAUAGUGCUUUAUACCCGCAGCGAGAGCUUUGCCAUCGCCGCAGACAGCGAGGAGGUCCAAAAUGAGUGGUACCAAGCAAUGCUGGACCUCCAGGGCAACUGUAAAACCCCUGAAGACUAUGGAAGCAGUGGAGAGUGUAGCUCUCCAUCUCCUGUUCCAACCUUCAAGGAAGUGUGGCAGGUCAAGGUUUGGCCUAAAGGUCUUGGACAUGCCAGGAAUUUAGUAGGCAUCUACCGGCUGUGCCUAACUGACAAGACAGUCAACUUUGUCAAGCUCAACUCUGAUGUGGCCUCUGUAGUGUUGCAGCUGAUGAAUGUCCGCAGAUGUGGUCAUUCAGAGAAUUUUUUCUUCAUUGAGGUGGGGCGCUCAGCAAUUACCGGCCCCGGAGAGUUCUGGAUGCAGGUGGAUGACUCCGUGGUGGCUCAGAACAUGCACGAGACCCUGCUGGAGGCCAUGAAGGCCCUUAGUGAGGAGUUCCGUCAGCGCAGUAAAUCUCAGUCUGUGGGAACCUCAUGUGGAGGUGGUACUGCUUCAAAUCCUAUCAGUGUCCCAAGCCGUCGUCAUCACCCAAAUCUGCCACCGAGCCAGGUGGGCUUCUCGAGACGGGCACGCACGGAGACCCCUGGAACAGGAGGCAGCAGCACGAGCACAUCACCUACAUCGCGCCACGGGUUUCCAAGGGCGCGAACAGCCAGCAUCGGAGCCAGGUCAGAGGAGAGUGGAGCAAGUGCCAAAGGGACGUGGGCCAGCUCCAGCCCAAGUCUCAAUGGAUCCUGCUCAACUACCCCAACACUGAGACCCAAGCCCACCCGGGCCCCAACCCCUGCUAAGAUUACCCUCAGCCUUGCACGUUACACACCUAACCCUGCUCCUUCCCCUGCGCCGAGUCUGUCCUCCAGCUCUGGUCAUGGCUCAGAGUGCGGACUAGUGGGGGCAGCGGUGGGAGGCAUGACGAUCUGCUCCUACCCUCGUGUAUCACAAAGAGUUUCUGUUUCAGGUUCACCGAGCGACUAUGGAUCCUCAGAUGAGUACGGCUCCAGUCCCGGCGAGCACUCUCUGCUCCUGUCAGGACAUCACGUACACGGAGAAGGCUCCUCCAGCUAUAUCGUCAUGGGACAGCGAGAGAGUCUGCUUGGUUCCCAUCAUCGCUCCAAAGGCAGACGGAUACUGCGCCGUUCAUCCAGUCGUGAAUCAGAGGCAGAACGCAGACUGCUCAGUAAGAGGGCUUCCCUGCCUUUGGCGUCCCACGAGCGGCUGACUCCACAUAGAAAAGAUGAAGAUGAUGAGGACGAUGAAGAAUACGCCAUCAUGUCGCAGAGCGCUAACAGACAGCGAGCUGAUUUGCACCAUGAUUCAGGCAGACUGAGAGUUGGGGGUGGGCAACUUGAUGUAGUAGGGGAGAAUAGGAAGAGGUCUGACAAAAGCGGGGGAGAAGUGGACAGAGGAGCAGCUGUGGAUAGUGGCUACAUGUCAAUGUUGCCUGGAGUGACGUCUCCUCCUGUUUCACUUUCUCUCUCAAUAGGUAUUUCUGACGCCGGUGCUAAACCCGGGGCAGAUGACGAAUACAUGGCCAUGACCCCCAACAACAGUGUGUCCCCCCCUCAGCAUAUCCGCCAGCCCAGUUCUGAGGGCUACAUGGUCAUGUCUCCCAAUAGCAGCAGCUCCACAGACCUGCAUGGACUAGGCAUGUGGGAUAGCAGGGGCAACAUGGAGAGCCGGGCUGCCAGUGACUACAUGAACAUCUCACCAGUCAGCAGCCGCUCUGCUUGCAGCACACCGCCUUCCCAUCCUGAGCAGCACCAACUUCAACCAAAAAUGUUCAACUCCUACUUCUCACUGCCACGAGCUUAUCAACACACUCUCUAUACUCGCUUUGAGGACGACUUGAACAAAGGAGAAGGAAAAAAAGAAGGCAGUGGGCACGAUAGUGCUGGACGGGGAGGAGGAGUUGGAUAUAGCAAGAGAAACAAAAUUGCAAUGGGCGCUGCUGGAAGCUGCCAACUUUCCAUGUCUUCCUCUUCUUUCUCCUCCAGCUCUGCCAGCAGUGAAAGCCUCGAAGACAAGUCCAUAUCAGUGGGGAGAGGGUUAAGUUUAUUAAGAACCGGAGCAGAAUACAAGAGUGCAGGAACAAGCACGAAAGAUGGGCGUCACCAUCAAAAACGUGCAUCGAGCAGUAAGAGUCCAAAGCAGCAAAGACGUGGUCGUCCCCUCAGUGUGUCUUCAGACAUUACUAAAGCAAACACGCUGCCCAGGGUUAAAGAGAAUCUGCCGCCAUCAGUGUCUCAGAAUGUUGGUGAGUAUGUCAGUAUUGUCUUCAAGGAAGACAGUAAAUAUGGCGAAGGACGAUGUGCAGGUUCCGAACGUCCUGUGAUCCAUGGAACGCUCCGACCCGUGAAUCAACCGCUCCUCUGCCAUGAUAAUCCUGCUAACCUUCCCCGCAGCUUCUCUGCACCAUUGUCCACCUCUGCUGAGUACGUCAGCAUGGAUUUAGGGAAAUCCUCAACACCAGUGACUCAUGUUAGAUCCACGUUCAGCACCCAACAGGGCCCACCAGCUGUUGCCCCCAAGGCCCGACACGAGCACGGCACGUCCUCUCCUCUGGCCGCAGAGGGCAACCUGGGCUACAGAACAAAAAUAAAGACAGCAGCAGUGCUGACAGAAGUCCCGCCUCCAUUUACGGACAGCAAAGCCUCAGAUCCCAGCACUUCAGCACGACCUGCCAUCCACUCUGGUCAACCCUUACCUGUGGAGCAGGAGACAGGUUUGGGCUUUUCCCCAGUGAAGUCCUUCCAGUCUCCGGAGCGGAGCAGCAGACUGGUCCGAGGUGACCAGCAGGGACGCCUAAGCCACUGCCCAGAGACAUUUAAUUCACCCCCCUCACUACCACGCCACGCAUCCUCUUCUACCUCCCUCUUCCCAGAGGGCAGCCAGGCAGCGAGCCAUCGGCAUGGUUUGGACUGCUCACUGUGGGAGAGCGGGCAGGCUGCUAGUAUGUCUGCCACACCUCCACCUCAAGCCUCCACCUCAUCUGGAGAACAAGGCCUUAAUUAUAUUGACCUUGACUUGGCCAUUAAGGAGAGCCCUCAAGCUGGAGUGGAGCACACCUCUUCUGCCUACAACAUGGGAGGAAGUGCUAUGGGUAGCAGUGCUGGCUCCAGCCUCAACACUUACGCCAGUAUUGAUUUCUAUAAAUCGGAAGAAUUGAGAGCACACCAGAACAGUAGAAAAGAUGGUCAAGACUGUUGAUCUCCAUCUUCGUCUUGGAUCUUAGAGUGACAGUCCGUCAGGGGACGGGUGGCAGCCCGAUCUGUUGCCACAACAGAACUGUACACUGGAGUCUGAACACUGAAACCCUGGAAAACUCAUCCCCAUCCCGUCUGCUGUUUUCUGUCAACCAAAUGUGUGCCAAACACACCACACACACAGACACACACAUACACACACAUAUACACAACACACAGUCACAGGGUAAGGAAAAAAUGUCUUUUUUUUAAACCUUGUUUUUAAUAAUAAUAAAAAAAGAACAUCUGAUCAUCAUUUAACUUCAUAUAGAUAAAGGAUGACAGUUAGGUGUGUAAUGGUGUGAGCUCACAGGUGGCCAUUAUGACAUUCAUGGACAGCCUGUUCUUCUUUUUGCCUACUUGAUCUAUAUUGUCAUGUUACUAACGCUCGUAUUUCAAAAACACUUUCAGGGAAUCUCAAAAAUGUCCUUAUUUGCUUUUAAUUGAUGUUUGAGCCAGUCUAUUGGAAUCUUGUGUCUCAAGAUUUCAAGUGGCAGCUGCUAUAAUGUAACAAUCUCAGCUGAGUUUUAAUGAGUGUUAAUUAUUGGAUCCUGUGGUUUUUGCCUUUGUAUUACUAUUUAUGCUACACCAUCCUUUGUCCAUGUAAGUUAAAGGAUCAUCAAACUGAGAAGGAAAGCGCAGUUUGGCAGAGGGCUCAUACACGUACACGCCCUGCCACUGUAAAUGUAUUUGAUUUAUCAUACACAGUUGCAAAAAAAAAGGCUUUACACUUAUUGAUCGCUGGUUUUGUGCUACCGAAGGACUUCAAAAUGUGCUUCUUUCUGGGGUGGUGGAUGGAAUUGGCAACGGAUUUGCGCUAUAGAAAUGAAAACACAGUUUCCUGUCAGUUUUUUGCAGACAAUAGGGAAGUGGUUGUGUGAAAAUCCCACAUAGCUUAUGCAAUCUUUGUGAAAUGCAUUAGAGUGUAAAGUCUGUGUUUUUUCACACAGAAUUCAGCUUUAUCCCCAAAGCUGCACAUGUGCACUCACACAGGAUAUAUGUUUAUGUAGCCGCAUAAACUUAACAUGUCCCAUCAUGCCAUGUGGUUCAUUUUCAAAAUGUAGCCAUUGUUAAAGCCUAGUGAAAGCUCCUCGGUGGUAUUUUGAGAUAUUUAAUGGAUUUGCUUAUACAAUAUGUGGUGUUCAGGGUUUGAUAGGAAACUCAUGAUCCCCUUCAUCCUUAUUCCCAAACCUAAGUGACAGUUUAAUAACCUUCAGUAGCUGCAGCUGGCAUAAGAAAAGUAAUUUCACUGGACUCAUAUAUGCUGUAUUUGUUUUACAGCAUAAAUCCAGCAGAAGAAGUCACAUGAAAGCCUUCGCUGUCAUGCAGGCAUUUUAUGAAAGUGAUUGAUGUCACAAUUAUACAGAAAAAAAACUGACAUAGAUGCUCAAUAAUCAAUUCAUUAACCAUGAAUGAGCGAAAGAUUUAAUUAAAAUGACCAGAUUGACCUAAUAUUCUUGCUUGUCUGCUUUGGCAUAGAAGAAAAAAUGUCAGACUUAGUUUAAAAACAACAGAUAUACCAAAUUUUGCCCAAAUUAUGAAUAUUCCAUUCUAGCUCUUCUUUAUAUUUAACUGAGAAGAAUGGCUACGUAAGCAGUUAUUACACAUGAACCGAGCACACGCGACAGCUUUCUAAUGAAUCUGAGCGCUCAAAUUAUCCCCCAAUUCCACUUGAUAACCGCAGCCAGCUGAAAAUAGUAAGGCAAAUCAAAAUGUAAGCCAUCUUUGUAACUAGUGUAUAAAAAAAAAUCAGUAAAUAUCUUAGGAGAAGAAUGAAUUUUGGAGUCCCUAACAGUCCCUUCAUGUUUUUAUGAGGACAGAUCAUAUACAAUAUUACAAGGCUGUGUGAAUAAAAAAACAAAGAAUGCAAUGAUUUGCAGUUCUCAUAAACCCAAAUUUUAACUCACAUUAGAAUAUAGGAAAAAUAUCAAGUGUUUAAAUGGAGAAAAAGUACUAUUUUAAUUAAAAUAGCAGCUCAUUUUGAAUUUUAUAGUGGCAACGCAUCAAAUUCCAAAUGAGCUAAUGUUUUUCAUGAAAUAGUAAAACAUCUGAUACGUUUUCUAAGCCUUACUGUGAAUAAAAUUUGGGUUUAUGAGUUUUACAAGUCGUUGAAUGCUUUUUUUUAUUUACAUUCUGCAUUUUGAACGAUUGUGUAGCACAAAAUCAUUGGAAACGUCAAAGUGUAAACACUUUUUGCAACUGAGCUUUUCUAUUAGAACUGUAUAUUAUACUAUAGUGUAUACUAUAGUAUAGAAUAACAGAAACUAUAGUACGUGCUGUACUUGUUCUCAUUUGCAUAACAGUUAACACAAUUCUUAUAUAAAGUAACACAUUACAAUGGUAUACAAAAUAUACAGUAUACAUAUAUUGAUUAAUACUAUUUAGCCUAGAUAUAUAUAUAUAUACAUAUAUAUAUAUAUAUAAAUAUAUAUAGUAUUUUAUAAAGUGCCUCAUUUUUGAUUGUAGCUGUUUUUACACAGGUAAUCUUAUGAAGGGUUGUGAAAAUGGGAAAAAAACAACAACAACAAAAAAACAAGUGUUAUUUCUUGCCUGAGUCUAAUCUGUGCAUUUGUUGAUCGAGAGAGAAAAAGCUGGGAACUUACAUUGCUGUCAUUCAACCAUAAUCAAAUUGCCUUACUGUGUUUGGAAUCAGAAACAUGUAAAACAAUCUCAUGCUCUUUUUUGCAGUGCCUAACACUUCAGCCACAAUGUAAGCACACACCCUCGCUCGUGUGUUUGGCUUUAUCAAGCUGUGGUUUGGCCAAAAAAAAAAGAAAGAAAAGAAAAACCAAAAAGAAAAAAAACAAUGAAAGGAAAACUCACCUUUUCAUCUUAGUGUAUUCACACAUUGGGAUGUGUCCACUUCUGCCCCAACUCUCCUCUUUUUUUACUCUUGCCCUCCACCAACCAGCCACUUAUUCAUGCUGGAGACUUUAAUGUAAACUCAUACUUAAUCUCUUUUAUAAUUUAACUUCCCCUGUCUCUGCACUGAGAAGAAAUUAAAACAGCUGCUUGGUUUGAACCCUUCUUCCCCCCCAAAAAAGAAAAAAUAAAUCAUGAGAUGAAGGGUGAAGCCAAUCCUGCUGGCUGGCUGCUUAUCUGGGCUAAAACAGUAUUAACACACUUAUCUAUUGUUCAGAUAUUUUUUGGGAUGUGGAUUCAGAUCCCAGAAGGUGUGAAUAGUACUACUUCUCUGUCACGCUUUAUUUUCUCUCUCAAACACGAGGUCUAAACUAUGAAACAGUGCCAUUCCUGCUCCCACACAUGACUUUCUCAUUUAUCCCAUUUGUAAUUUGCUGCUGUCAGAGCAAUUGCCAAAAAGGUCUUAAAAAAAACUCUUCAAAGAUCAUAGAUGUGACUUAAGAUGAAUCACUUUUCAUGAGACAGCCAUUGGGCCAAAAAAAAGAAGAAAAAAAAGGAAAAUGGUUGUUAAAAUUCAAAUGAAGUCAAAGUUUGUGAUACGCAAGUUUUUUCUGAAGGUUGUGUGAUUUAUAGUUAAUGACUGCUUGCAUACUGGAUCCAGUACCAUACUGGCAAGUUGAGCCUUGUUGGUGAUACUGAAUAUUGAAUAAGGAUGUGUUGUUAGCAGAUAUAAAAAGAAAGGGUCAACUCUAUGUUGUGUUGCAAUGCCGACCUCCCGCAGUAACUACACUGUCCGGGGCUCUGGCUUGCUUUUACAGGGUACAAACAAAGAUGGCUUUCUUGAUGUUGUAUUUUUGACACUGGUAGAUUUUCCCACAUUUAGAAACUUUGAUUUGUCACUAAGCGUAUGAUUGUGGCACUGCUGCUUGCGCGCUGUUAGACCCGAAGACAAAUGCGUGUGUUUUAAUCCUGUAGGUAAAAACUUCCACGUAGUUUACCGCCCUCCCUCCAGAUGUUCCUCACCGACUGACCCAGCCCUCGACUCACAUCUGAAAGGACACAAGUGCCUGGCUGUGAAUACUCGUGUUUGGCCGUUAAUCAGUUGUCAUUGUCAGUGCGUAGAAGAAACAAUUAAAGUCUUCCUCACAUUUUUUUUAAUGUUUAGUUCGAGGUGUGCGACCUUUUUUUUGUAGCAGACUUGUCUGUGGUGCCAAAGUUUUAUGUGUUAAGGACCUCUGUCACCAAGGUAACACAAAGGUUGAAUCAGUUUUCUUUUUUUUACAAAUUAGUCAGCCACUUAUCAGUCUGUUUUUAAUCCUGAUGGGUAAAAAUAUUUAUAUAUCGAUUCAGCACUGCCCACUACUUCUAGCGUUUUUGGCCAAUACCGAGAACUUUAACAAAUCCAUACAAACACUUUUGACUUGUUCCACUUUUAUAACUUGUGUUACUCUUUUGGUUGUGGUGAUCUUUUAUAAUCUCUUUGUUAUUCCUUCAGCGCAGCUCGUCUAAUUGGGGAUUACCGAGAUUCUCUGACUGUACCUCAUAAUCUCAUGUCCGAGCAGACGCAACAGUUGGUGGCAAAGCCCCUCGCAGAGUCUGAGAAUGGUUCCUGAGGAACACGUAAAUAAAAGCUGUAGAUUGCGGUAAAUAUUUGUGUAUUCAAAACUACGUCAGCAGCAGUCAGCGGCAACUAUUCCACUCUCAUGACACACAGCGGUAGUUACGAAAUGUUUCUCAUCUGCCAAUCAUCUGCAAUCUGCCAAGUAUUCUGUUUUGGUGAAUUACGGAGACUCGUGUUGUCUUUUCUGGAUAUUUUAUAAGAACAUGCUGAUGAAAAGGAGGCACAGAAAUUGCUCAACAGAACUCUAAGUGUGGGAAAUGAUGCUGUAUGUACAAUCAGGAUAGCGAUUAUAAUUACAAUGGAAGAGCAUUGUAUGUAUUUUAAAUCUAUUGAUACUACUUUGAUAAUGAUGUAAAAUGUACAAAGGCUGAACAGGAACUAUAGGUAUGUAAAGUAUACUGUGUAUAGAGGAGUUUGCUCCAGGGGUGGGAUGGGCAUGGGGUUCAUUCUGUUCAUGGCGAAAUUGUUUAAAACAGAAUAUUGAUGAUUCUUGUCUGUGAUGUAGACAACGUCAAUGUUUUUUUGUUUUUUUGAUAAAAAACAAAGUUAUAUGGAAAAAAAUCUGAAAAAUGUGUCUUUUAUUGACCGUGUGUCUGAAGGUAAAUAUCAAAAUUUGACGAGUUGUUGUGGUCAACUGAGUCUAGACUGAGUUUUAAAGGAUAAGACGGUGGACAGAGGGUGUGUGUAUUUAAUCCCGGGUGACUCAGUUUAAACAGAUGGUAUUUUGGCACCAAUUAAGUUCAUAUAGGUAAAUAACAAAACUACAGUGCUUUCCGUUAUUCGGCUUCUCUAAGAAGGAAAAGAGGGGGAAAUGACUGAUACAACUGCUAAUGCACAUUAACAGCUAAAUAUCUCAAAAAUGUUCAAUAUCAGUUCAAAGUUCCUCCGUGGAGCCUUUGCCUUUACGAAAAAAUACAACAGAGAUAAAGAAAAAAUUUGAUUUCAUAUGUUUAAUUUAAACAGGAAAUCCAACUUAAAGCAAAUAAUUGUUUGUUGCAGUUUCUGUCAGAGCUCCACAGGUUGUUAAUGUUUGAUGUAGACGCAUGAAACAGCCAGUAGAGGGCGCAUGAUGAUAAGAACUUGAAUUGGCCAGUUGUUUUUUUACAGCCGUAAAAGGCUGAUGGGGUAUUGACGUCACGCUGACAGUCCGGCAGGCAGCGUGGACACCUAGGUUUGGGAAAGCGAUGUGAUACCAAGGGUACAUCUACUAACAAUCUAGGAUGAGUUUGAAUCUCAGUGACCUCAAGGUCAAAGGUCAAGUUCUCUGAAAAUCUUUUGAACACAUAACUCAAAAAGGAAGUCACAUAGGAUUUCCAAAAUCUUGUGCAAUAACUGCAAUAACUUGAGAACAAGUCAAAGCAUGAUUUUGAAACUGAUGCUAUAGCUGUGUAUGCUGGUAGGCUGAGGGGUAGCACUGACAGUUGCCAGUGUUUUUGUGCCGUUUUGUGGUCAACAUAAUAGUCCUGCCACCUUACAGCUUACAGGCCUUCUGUGUGGAGUUUGCAUGUUCUCCUUGUACCUGUGUGGACUUCUUUUUAUAGCCCCAAAACAUACAUGUUAGGCUAAUUUGUGAAUUGAAAAUGGCCAUGGAUGUGAGGUCAAUAGCAUCAAGUGCUGUGUGAGAAUGUGUGGUUAAAAUGUGUGACUUAUAGUUAAAAAUGCUUUGAGUGGUCAGUAAGACCAGAAAAACACAUUACAUUAGAUUAUUAUAUACAUGGCAAUCUUUAAAUAGCCAAAAACGUAAUUCAGCAUCAUCAUCAUCAUCAUGUACAAAUCAAAUGUAGGAUUUAAAAAGUUUCCAGUUUAUCAAAUUGCACUUACUGAGCAGUUCUUAGCUUUGAAAAUAAUGUCUCAUCUUCCUCUCCUGUGCUCUUUCUUAGAUCUUGCUCCAUCUCUCAGUGUCGUACGUAAGCGUUUCCUAUUCUCUCCCUGGCAAAUACACCUGCAGGCAUUUAGCUAGCAGACGCAUUUUAUCACAAAUGUUUGUCACAAAGUGUUGCUGAGAGCUAAAUAUACAUAUUAGUACAUACCCGUCCUGUUUGUCCAGCUGUUUGAAAAAAAGAAAGAAAACUUUAUUUACAAAUGCCCCAUGAACGCACCACAGGGAUGAGAAGGAAAGAAGGGUGUUUGGAGCGUGUAAGGAGGGCUGUGGGAGGUCGUUAUUUUCUCACUUGCUCAGUGCUAUCAGUGGAACCAACGCCAGACUGCAGCAUACGACAAAUGAGCUAAUUUGUCAGUAAUACUUUGUCAGCAUUAAUCUGCUUAUGAGACUUAAAUGCUCAUUAAUUGAAGGUGUGCUGGCCCACUUCAACCCCUGAGCUAGAGAUGAGGUUUAAACAAUACAAUUCAAUGCAAGCUUGUGUUUAAUGGAGACUUUGUAAUAUUAUGCUUGGGGAAGGGAAGGGACUCCUCUAAUGAUACAACAGGCAUAAGGCAAUUAUAGAGUUAAGAGCCCAGAUCUGCAAGAGCAGCUGUGAUUGAGAACACAGUGUUCUGAGACAUUCUUUGUUUGGAUUUUGUACGAUUCUUUUGUAGCCAAAAGUGUUUUUCUCUGCUAGAUGGUUUUCUGAAUCUCUAACAUGGUGUGGGAGAUUUAUUUCUCACUUGCAAAAGAUAAGUGUACAGUGACUUCUAAUUGGAGUUUGGACAGAUUGAGAAACAAGCAAAAGUGCAAAAGUUGAGGGGCUUAGUUAGCCUAUUCAUCAUGGAAUAAAACAAAUUCUCUCCUGAUUGUCACUUUGAUACACAGCUAUCUUGAGUUAUGUAACUUUAUUUAAAGGACACUGUGACCAUUUGGGAUCUAGUGUGCACUGUGAGAGGAGGUAAGUUACCUACUUCGUCUGCAUGCUUGUUCCUCAUAAGCUGUUAAAGCCAGUGUUAAAGUAAAUGAGGACUUUGUAUUAACUCGAUUUCAAUAUCUGACUGCCAAUGACUAAGGAAGGACACAAGGCUGCAAAUGUGUUGUUUUAUUAGAAUGGAACCAGCGACUUAUUGACACAUCGAAACACAUGUGGAAAUGCAGUAUGAGAGUUUGCACAAUUCUAUCAAGCUUGCAAGUCAAUAUUUGGUAUGUCUGACUGACCGAAAGUGACUGAUCGUGUGCUAUUGUAUUUUUCUAUCCAGGUAUAGUUUUCCUUCAUUGGCAUUGUGUUUGGAAUCAUUAUUAAGCUGGAGAAUCAAGCUGUUGCCAGUGAGACAUUUUCCAGAUAGUGGUACUGUUGUACUCCUCUCAUGACCUCCUUCAUAUUGAAAUUUUAAUUUAUCACUCCAUUGGACAUGUUGUCACAGAUUUUCAGUACAGUUCUUGUGUAAUUUGGCACACCUAAGCCUUUUCCCCCUGUUUCCAUUCAUCAAAAAUUGCCUCUUGACAGCCACCCUUUCUGAUAAGGCUUCAGUGAACAGCAAACAGACUGGCCAGAGGUCAGGUCUAGGUGGAUUGUUUCACCUUAAUGACAUUACAAUUUCAGAUGGUAUCUAUCUAUCUAUUGUAGGGAUGUUUAGCUUAUUUUAGAGUUUAGACAUGUAGGAACGUGUGGGUGUUGUUGUGUGCCUUGUAUCAGAGCUUUGUUCGUAAGACUCAUCAAUUGUGCUGUGGGAGAAUCUGAUACAAAGUCUAACACCAGGAGACCACUUUUGGGAAAUGGGGAGUCACAGUAUGAAAACAUUAUGGUGAAAGAUUUUGUUUAGUUUUAUCUGCCGUAGGGCAGAUAAAAAAGGGGGUUUGUAGGGAUGUUUAGCUUAUUUUAGAGUUUAGACAUGUAGGAAUGUUUAGUUUGCUUUAGAGUUUAGAAAUGUGUUAAGAUAGAAUCUAGAAUUAUUGUAGAGACACUGACACUGCCCUCAAUGUAAUAAAGGCCUGAUUGUGUCAUGAGCUUAGAAGUAGAUUUGUAACUGGAUAACUGUGGUCUGGAAGGGAGAUGGGUUCUUAUGACCUCUAGGGAGUCACGUACAUAGAGACACACACCCACAGUGUUUUAACUGAUAUACUCCCGCACCUAUAUGCACACUCACUCACGUGCACGCAACAUCCCACACAGAUGACACUAUAUUGGAACAUCGUCACAUUCGUAGGACACAUGGCAGGGAACUGACAGAUCAUCCAGAGGCCGUUAAAGGCCUCUCACAGUUGCCUCACACACUGUGGUCACAGGGGCCUACGGAUGUUGGCUUAACCACCUGUUCGCCUGUGACCGUUGAACUUAAAUCUGACAUUCCAAUAUGGCGUCCGCAGUACCGACAUUCACCACAGGCAGAGGAAGGCAUUGCAGAGACUAUUGAAGGGCUGUUAAAGGUGGGGGUGUUGGAGCCUUCCACGUCUCAAUGGAACACGCCUAUUUUGCCAGUGGAAAAGCAUGGCACAGGUAAAUAUCGUAUGGCUCAUGAUCUGCGGGCCAUUAAUGCUAUUUUGAAAACUAAAACUGUGCCAGUUCCUAAUCCAUUUACUGCAUUGACAAAUCUCUCCCCAGAUCAGCGUUGGUUUACAUGCAUUGACCUGGCAAAUGCCUUCUUUUGCUUACCUUUGCACCACUCUCUGCGUGAUGUGUUUUCUUUCUCUUACAGGGGUCAACAGUUAAGGUAUACUCGGUUGCCACAGGGAUUUGCUCUGUCACCGGGGAUUUUUAACCAGGUGUUGAAGCAGACGUUGGAACCAUGCGUGAUGCCGGCUGGCUGCACUCUGGUUCAAUAUGUUGAUGACCUCCUGAUUGCCGCUCCCACGGCAGACGCUUGCUUUCAGGCCACCAUGACCGUGCUCAGGAGACUGGCAGACGCGGGCUUUAAAGUGAGUAAAGACAAAUUACAGUUGGUGAGACCACAGGUGACUUUUUUAGGGAGAGAGGUGAAACAGCAUAUGGUGGGGAUGAUGGCUGCUCAUAGAAGUGCCAUUCUCUCCCACCCGCGGCCGGAGACUGUGAAAGAGAUGCUUUCCUUUUUAGGUCUCACAGGCUACAGCCGGCAGUACAUUCCGGACUAUGUGGGCCGCACUAAGCCUUUGCGUGACUUGGUGAAGCAGCAUGGAAUGAGAGACCUGACUGCUAAGUUGAACUGGACUACUGAAGCUGAACAAUGCUUUAUUUCUCUGAAACAGGACCUUUCUUGAGCAGUAGAUUUAGCUGUGCCAGAUUACAAUAGGGACUUCUUUUUGGAUGUUUCUGAAACAAAAGGGGUGGUGAAUGGCGUUUUGUUUCAGAAAAAAGGGCGAGGUAGACAGGUUUUGAUGUACAUCAGUGUAUGCUUAGACAACAUGGAGAAAAGGCACCCUACAUGCACUCAGCAUGUAGCUGGAGUGGCAAAGGCCAUCCAGAAAGUAGCACAUAUAGUUAGAGGACACCCACUGAGAGUUUUAAUAACACACAGUGUUUUGGCUUAUGUUAACUCACAGGCCUUCACCAUGACCCCACUUAGACAACAGAGGUUCAGCAAAGUGCUGGAGGCCCCAAAUUUGACUUUUACACAUGAAGGGAUAAACAUGGCAGACCAAAUGGGGUCAGGGGAACCGCACGACUGCGCUCAGGCGGUCUGGAAAGAAGAGAAGACAAGACCAGAUCUCAAAGCGGAAGCCAUGGAAGGAGCAGAGGAUCUCUUCACAGAUGGCUGCUGCUUUAGGGACGAGAAGGAGGGGCUCAAGGCAGGCUAUGCAGUGGUAAGUAAGAGAGGGGAGCAGCUGGAGGUGAACAAAGCAGCAAAGUUGGAAGGGCAGCAGUCAGCGCAGAGAGCAGAGGUGAUUGCACUGAUUGAAGCCCUUAAAUAUGCUCAAGGAAAGAAGAUAAACAUUUACACUGAUUCAGCCUAUGCCUUUGGAGCUGCACAUGUGGAGCUGGGUCAGUGGAAGAGAGCUGGAUUCCUCACUACCAAUCAACAACCAAUCAAACAUGAGAAGGAGAUGAAGGUGCUGGAAGGACCCCUGGAGGUGGCAACAAUAAAGUGCAAGGGCCACGACGAUUCGGCCACCUGGGUUGCUCGAGGUAAUCGAGCAGCAGAUGAAGCAGCCAAAAAAGUGGUUGGUUACACAGGGAUCAGACAAAUGGUAAGUAUGGGAAUGGAUUGGGAAGAAAAUCCAGGGCUGGAACGCGAAGAGAUCAUAAAAGAACAGGAGAAGGCCUCUCCAGAAGAAAAGUCACUCUGGAAGGAGAGAGGAGCCAUAAAGGCAAGCAACAUUUGGAGGGGGCCAGAUGGAAGACCAGUGUUGACGGCAGAUAUGGCAGAGAAAAAGAUCAGAGAAGCUCAUGGUCUUGGGCAUGUGGGUGUGGCCCAGAUGGAGAGGAAUCUCUGUCAUUGGUGGCACCCAUUCCUAAAGGACAUGUUGAGGGAGCAUGUGCGAACCUGCCUUAUCUGUGGCCAACACAAUCCUAAACCUACAGUGAAACCAGAGAUGGGUAAGUUUCCCCUGGUCCAGAGGCCGGGGCAGGAAAUAGUGAUUGAUUACACAGACAUGGUGACACCAGCGAGGGGCUUCAGAUACCUGCUGGUAUGUGUGGAUAGUUUGACAGGGUGGCCAGAGGCGUGGCCAGCCCGGAGAGAAGACAGCGCAACAGUCAUUAAGUGUUUGAUAAAUCAUUACAUUCCCUGGCAUGGAUUCCCAGAGAGAAUUAGAUCAGAUAAUGGGACACAUUUUAAGAAUAAACAUUUGCAGGAAGUGGAAUCCAUGCUAGGGUUGCAACACAGGUUUGGGACCAUUUAUCAUCCACAGUCUCAAGGUAAGGUUGAGCGAAUGAAUCAAAACUUAAAAAAUAAAUUGGCUAAGAUCUUUGCACAGACCAAAAUGGAUUGGAUUGAGGCGUUGCCAAUAGCCUUCAUGAGCAUUAGAUGCUCAGUAAAUCAGUCUACCGGGUUCACUCCUUAUGACCUGUUCACCGGGAGACAAUUUCCUGGACCCACCGCAGGGAUACCAGCCUUAAGACAAGAAAUGCCUACAUUUGAACAUUUAAAGCAGUUUAAAGCACUAAAAGCUCUUGUCUUAAGUUUUACAUCACAGGUGACUGCAGGCCAAGGACAGGAGCAGACGGUGCCAGAGGCGAAGUGGGUGUGGCUGAAGGUUUACAAACGGAAGUGGAACGAGCCCAGGUGGACAGGCAGUUCAGCUGAAGGGGAAAGGUGAAACCUGGUACCACUGGAGCCAGUGUGCUGUAGCUGAAGAGCCUAAGCGGUCGGAGAGGCUCUUGGCAAAAGAAAAGAGGGGGAACUCGGCUGAGACCCCUCACAUGGAUCCCAGCCCAGGGACAGAAUAAAUCCCUGAUCCAUGCAACGACUGAAGGGUAGUCUACCCCGGAAGUCGAAGAAAGAAGAGCAACAGAGGAUCGCACAACCCAGAAGAUAAAGGUGGUUUUAUAAAAACAAGUGAAAAGGGAAAACUAUAUUGGAUAAAAAGGGAUAAGAUAAAAAAAACAAAACAAAAACAAGAUGGGGUUAUGGGGAAAUUGGAAAGAAAUGGUAGUGUUAGGAGUGAUGACUGUUGUUAUUGUAACUGUGAUUUUUCUUCUAAGCGAAUUGCCCAGAGACAGACUUGAAUCCACUCCGGCGACUCCACCAUCACAGGCCACGGCGAAGCGAACCAAACGCAGUGAAACAGGUAAAUCAGAUGAGUGUUUGGAUUAUUAUGGCGGUAUAGAGUUGGACUACGUUAAAGGGUCCACUACCUCGUAUACAUUCGACCUCUGUGCUGUCAUUAAAUGUAAAUGCUUAAACAGUUCAUGGCGGGGAUAUGAUGUCUGGGUAGGUUACAAUCCAAUGGUAGAUAUAGAGUGUAAUAAUCAGAAGCUUGGCUACCCCUAUCACACUUAUUGGAAGGGCCCGUGUGACUACUGGUCUACCAUAGUGGAGUAUUCUGGCACGUGGCGCCCCUAUAAGGACACCACGUGGCAGAAGCUUGGGUUUCAGCGGGACUUCUCAGCUGGGCAGAACCCGUUGACCCUGUCACUGAAUAGUUGGCUUGACACUGUGUGGCCCACUCGAUCCGUGGUGUACUUAGUCAUAGGAGUAGACGUCUCAGGGAAGGACCCAUACGGUCUGGUUAAAAUUAAUUUUAGAGAUUUUGCACCUGAUGUGGCUGAAAUAACUGUAUCAACACCUCCCCCACCAUUGCCACUUUCUGAAUCGGGCCCACAAAUAAUUGAGGUAGAUUAUACAAGACUAAAACCUAAACAGCUCAUUUCAAUGGCCACUGGCUACCGUGAAAGCAAUUUAUGGCUAGACUGGCUUAUCCAAAAUGCUAGGGAACAGAAUGUUUCAGAUUGCGUGGCGUGCGCAGCUGCCCGCCCACAUCUUUUCACAGAACCGGCUCCUUUACAUCCCGAAGACCAGUGGGGAUUUGAGUGCAUGCUCAGACUCACUAGAGAAGCGGUUUCUGAAGGUAAUUGUACUACAUUAGCAAGUUUGUUUCCACCAAUAGGUAAUGAUACUGUACUUGGUCCCUUCACGCCAAGAAGAGCCAACUACACGUGUUUUAACUUUACUGUAUCUUUCCCUGACAGACAUGAGCAUGAGGCCGGGGAGAUUAACGCUGAUUGGUGCACUGUGACGUACCUGGCCAGAGGAAAGUUAUCAAGAGACACCGGCACCGAAAUAGGCCUGUGGGCACGUGCUGGUUUGUAUUAUUAUUGUGGUGGGUAAAGAUUGUAUGUUAGAAUUCCUAGUGGGACUUCUGGGCUCUGUGCCAUGGUACAUUUAGGUGCACCUCUUGUUUUAGUAGGUGAAAAGAGGGUGCGGCUGGCUAAGCCCGGCACUGCUCAACUGACAGCCAGGCGGAGACGUCAUGUGUUGGCCAAACGGUCACCAGGAUCGUUUGACCUUACAAUAGGAUCACUAACAUACAGAGAUGCUAUUGGGGUUCCUAGGGGUGUCCCUAAAUGAAUUUAAGGUAGCGGACCAAAUUGCUGGAGGAUUUGAAAAUUGUCCAAUGAUUUCUGCAUUCUUUCCAGUAACUCCUGGCAAGAAUGUGGAUCGUAUUAAUUAUGUGCACUUUAAUGUCCUGAGACUGGCGAACCUUACCAGGGACGCGGUUAAAGGGCUUGCUGAACA